This is a messenger RNA of Dermacentor andersoni, 7874 nucleotides long. RefSeq names its product zwilch kinetochore protein (gene Zwilch). The record is from RefSeq and is a predicted model, not a curated record. Gene Ontology annotation, biological process: protein localization to kinetochore; mitotic spindle assembly checkpoint signaling. NCBI's taxonomy places the organism in Eukaryota, Metazoa, Arthropoda, Arachnida, Ixodida, Ixodidae. Gene Ontology annotation, cellular component: RZZ complex.
AUUCAAAUAUGGCUGUUGCGGCUCUCCGCUUCUGCUCGUGAUUCCUGCCAAUGUCCUUCCCCGCUUGUGUUGUUCCGUGUGCUGUGUCAAAAGUGUCGUGUUGCUUCGCCUAGGUGUUUUUUUAAAGAAGUCGCCGAAAUCAGCGCGUAGGUAUUUAGGCUUUUUAAACUUUAGUAUGGCUGGAAACAAAGACUACUGCGAUAAGGAGGCCCUGAAGAGGGUGCUAAACGGAUCGUGGGAUGGAAGCGCCGUGCAGUUCUUGCAGAAGUACGAAAUUGAACGAACGGCCAUGUCAAACCCAUUGAUACGAAGGCUAGAGAUUUCAGACAAGUCCGUCAUUCUGGUCCAACGCUAUCAGCAAUCGCGGAAGAUGUCCCGAUCCAAGUCAACCUCCUCAUCCUUGUUCAUCGAUGACACAUCAGAUUCAGAGUGUGAACUGGAACUCACCGGAUGUCCUUUAGAGUGGCCGAUGGAACCGAAGAGCUUUUCAAUGCUUGAAUCUCCGUCAUACGAAGAUUCGAGCAAGAAUUCAGGAUCCCCAUGCAAAAACAAGCUGAGGGCUCUGCCCGCGGAUGAAGGAAGGACGCUCCUGAAUGCGGUAGUGAACAUGCUGAGCACCUGUGGCUACAAGACGGAGAUGGACCCAGUGUGGGUGGCGUGCGACGGCACCGACCCCCAGUACACAGCCUUCCUGGGUUACCACCGCGGAGGGGGCACCUGCUCCCGAGUCAUCGUCUCCUGCCGGGGUCCAAUUGAGAGCAAGGAAGACCUGCCAACCUUUGGCUGCAUCCAGAGGAAACACUUCUGGGGAUUGUCCCAGUCACACACUCAUACGACGAUGCAGGUGAAUUCGAAGUACGACAUCCUGCGCCACUACGACCCCUCGCAGCAAAGCAGCCGUGAGGACAUCAUGGUCCUUGAAUGCUCCUGGAACAAGGCUGCUGUGUUGCAGCAACCGCCAUGCGCCGACGCGCUCUGCCAUCUCAACGUCCAGACCUUACCUGGAAAUGAGCGCAGUGCCGCACGAGGUGUGUACAAGGAAAUGAAGUUUGCCAAGCAACUUGUCGAGUGCCUGACUACGGGAGCAGUUGCGUGGGCGCCGGAUCUCGGUGGGCCAACUCUCAUUGAGAAGGUGACGGCGCUCCUGCAAGGGUCCCGUAAAGGCAGUUAUCGAGAAAAGUCGGGGACGCCUUUUGCAGACGUCGGCUGGAACUCAGUGGACUUUGACCUCUACGUUGAGACAGUGGUCAUGAGCAAGCGGCAGCCCGUGGAUUUCACUGACGAGAUGUGGAACGCCAUGUCAGGCUGUGGGACGUACCAGGAGCUCAAGGAAGGCUUCUGCAUGAUAUUUCGCGCUGUGCAAGCUGGGGAAAUCAGACCAUUGAUUGUUCCCAAGAACGCAACCACGGUGGGCGCCUACCUGCGAAACAUGAGCCCUCAGUUCCGGCCGGAGGGGACCAUGGGGGGGCUAAUGCCGGUGCGCAUGCUGGCUGAGAUCGGGCUCCAGAAACUGCAGCGAGACUUUGUCAAUAUCUUUGUCGGUCUGGAGCUGGCCAGCCAGGAGCAGCUGGUGCCCUUCCUUGUGUGCCCGACCAAAACGGAGGAGGCCCUCGGUGAGCUGUGGAAGCUGCAGACGGUCCUGGACAUGAUAAUGCUGUGCAAGGCCUACCUGCACCUCCCUAUUCACUACCUUAGCGGGUACACCAGGGAAGCCCUGAAGUACUUCAGCAACUGUGAACGUGGAAAGUACAUCCACAAGUUCAGGUUUCCACUGAAAGUUCCCCUUGUUCGUGUGGUGCUCGAAAAUAUCUCCCCAAUGGAGUGGACUGCAUCCAUCAAGAGCCGACAGGGGAACUAUGCUGCACACACCAUUGUCCACAUCAGCACCACUCCCCCUUUCGAUCACCUGCUCACCGAGAAGCAGUGCAAUGUGCCCCACCACCUGCGGGACUCGGACUACUACUGCACCAUCAUUUCCAAUACGCAAGACAAACUGAGAUUGUGAGACAACUGUCGUUCGGAUCAUGCCCAUGAUCCGAACAAGUAUGACGACAACAGCGACUGUGAGAAAGUUUACGGCGACGAAAGUCUCAGUGCCAUGGCAGUCGUGCAGAUGCUUCUCUGGAAGCUUCUGAAGCUCGUCAUCGAGCAUUCCAGGAACCUGGCACAGUUUUGGUAAAAGCCUCACCGUGCCACGGCUGGUGGUUGUAACAGCUGGUGCUUGCAUUGUGGUGAACGGUGGACAGGACAGCGCAUUCGUUUGCCUCACACACUUAAGGCUCACUUUGACUGCAGGGUACCCACGGCCUUUUUGAUUCUUGAUUACUUUGAUAUUUCUUUAGAUGUGGUGCACAUCUGUGCCACUGACUGUGGAGAGAGUGUGCUGUAAUGUAGUUUUAAGACUGCUUGAUUCGUGUCUUAAUUGCUAAUUCAGAUUUCGUGCAAUGAACUUCACCUGCCCAAUGGCAGUGUAGCCAAGAUUUAAGUUGGCAGUGCACAUCCAGUUUGCUUUGUGACUUGGAAAGUGUGCAACAGUGAGUAUGCAUUUCACACUUUAUUUGCAAGGUUAUCCAUUGUUGCCGUUAGGUAAGCAAAUUCACAAUGGAGUUCUUUUGCAAAUUAGGAAAAGAUUUACUUGUAUUUCUUUCCCAAAAAGUCAUUUCAACCGCUCGCUUUAGUUCCACGAUGCCAUGUUUGUGUGUGCAGCCCAUAAGUUGCCUAAUUCAUGACACGUGCGCCAAUAAAACUGCCUGUAUAGUCGUCAGCAUGGUUGAACCUGGCAACAGACUUUCCACCCAAACAAGCUGCCAAAACCACUUCAGCACAUGUUGAAUGAAACCCUGCAUGCAUCAUGCCAGCGAUGAGUGCGAAGUUUACAGAUCAUUUACCAUUACGUUUGAAAGUGAGUUUGCUUCGUUGUGAGGGGAUGAUGACAGCAAUUUGUAGUGGACUGCGAAAGCUGUGGGGAGAUUGUUCACGUCAACGAAUUUUAAGUCCCGUGUAUAGCGCACCAUAAAGCUGACGAAGAUUCAUCGUGCAGCACUGAAAUUUUCGGUUUGCUACGAGAUUGUGUACAGCCUCUUGAGAACAUUGCAAUACUGUUGCUUACGGUACCAUGUCAGCAUGUACCUGUGCCGGACACUCGGUAUGCUCGUUGAGCAUUCUGUGGCAGUUGAAAGCACUCUGAAACUUUUGCUGGCUCUGUGGGGCCUGUAGUUGCUCACCUGAAACUUGCCACUAUAACUUUAGUCCGUCUGUGCUAUGGCACACAUGUAGCUACUCGUCCAAGAUAAACUCUGUGUGUACUGUUCCUGUGAUGCAGAGUUGAGGGACACCAUGAAAGACGAAGAGAGAAAUAGAGUCCCUGGAAAUUGGAUGGACUAAUGGUAGCCAGCGUGGAGAGGUAUCCAUGUCACUAUCGUAAAGGGUGUCAGUCUUUGCUUUAGAGCGACCUAGGGCCUUGCGAAUUCUGUUUGUACAGUAUUUAAACAUCUUGUAAAUACUCUGUAAAUAAGACUCGCGCGCUAUUAUCGUGCAGUUUUGUGAGUGUUUAGCCCGUGUCUCCCCAUUCGCCGCUGCAGUAUUUUUUUCUUUUUUCAUCAUGCAUGUUGUGCUGUUGCCGGUAGGUGUCACCGUACUGCUGGAGCGACUUUCUGAAAUUUCACUAGUGUUAGCCAUUCGGAUGCAAAUUACAGCUAGCUUCACACUGAAGCUUUAUUUUUGCCGCUUGGCUUUUAUAUCAGCACGUGGCGACUCACCAGGCUUUGGCACUGCAUGCAAACAAGUGUGGCGCGGAUAUCUCGCUGUGUAGCAAUCAUGUCUGCAAAGUAUUGAGCGUCUGCGUAGCGCAACAAGAGCUGAAAGUUUCCUGCGCGCCCUUCCUGUCGAGGGAGUCCUGCUUCCGGCCAGAUUCCAAGUCACACGGACAAGCACACUGCCUACAGUGUAAAACGGCACACAAUGCCUCUCUUUCAAAGCAUUUUUGUGUUACUUUCUGUGGUAGCUGGUACGUGUAAGCUCGCAUCCUAAUGUUGUGAGCUUGAGCGAUUGUAGUGAUCACAUGUUACUCGAGCAUUGACUAAGGGAACGAAUGCUUAAUUAUCUUUCAGGAGUAUCAUUGGCUAUUUAUGUACAUGGAUUUGACUGCUUCAGAUCAUUCUAGAAUAACUGAGAAACCAUCUUGUGUUAUAACCAAAAAGCUUUAUUCAUUGUACAUAGGUGUGAGAAUUCGCUUCCAGCAUACUGUACACUGCUGCCACACAGGCCACAGCACACCGCAACAGCCAUGUUAUUGUAUUUGUGUCGAGACAUUGAUCCAUGUACAUAAAGGUGCCCUCGCUUUUUAUGAAAGUGAUCCCAAGCUUGUCUUAACGUACCAUAUUUAAAAAACAUAUUGUCAGCUUUCUUUGUGUGUAAUUAAAUUGAGAAAGCACCUCGAGCUAUAUCUGGAAUGCUGCUCCUAUUAUAAUGCAUUAUUAGAAUGGUUUAUUUUAUUUUAUUUUUGUUCCUUUUUUGUGUUUCGAAGUGUGGCAAGCUCAAAUGUCAGGCAACCAACCAUUGCAGCUUCUUGAUAAGCUGUUUUAGUGUUUUGUAGUGUUGCCAUCCCAGCCAAAUGCCAACUUUGAACAUGCAAAACAAUCUGUGGAGUUGAGUUUUGCAGCUUAAUAUAAUAAUUGCCAUCAACCUUGUGUGAAUUUCUGUCAUUAAGCUGUGUGCCCACUACUCUCCUCUCUCAAAUUCUAUAGAAUGCUUGGAUGUUUUUCAUGACAUUCCUGACAAGAAGGUACUGCAAUCAUAUUGUUGAAAAAGGAAAGUGCACAAUCAUGGGACAAAAUUACACCCUGAAUGCUGUAUUUGUUAAAGCUGUAAAAUAGCAUUUGAGUGAAGUGUCAGGAGGUAUAUGCGAGGUAUAUUUAGAGGUGGACAAGUUUUAAAAAGUCGGCUAGCUUAAUGGGAAAUACCCUUUAAAGUUCAUGUGGGGUGUGGAUUAGCACAUGCAAUGCUGCGUCUUUGUAAAUUCCAAAUACAGCGAAAAAAUUACAAUUUGUAGGUUUACAAUUUUUUUAUGCUUUUAGAGUCUUAUCUUAGUGUAACAUUUAUUGUUUUUAACGAGCAGCCUUUUCUGCAAUGCAGGGGAGUGUGUAUAGGUUUUGUGUUGCCCCAAUUUUAUGUGGCGUAUUUUUAGCUGAUAUUGACAGGGUGCUCAGCUUUGCUUUUAAUGGUUGAAACAUUCUUAACCCUUUGAGGGUCCAAUUAUAUUGAAAAAAACUUUCCCAGGUGGUCAAAUUACUUUAUUGCGGAUCUUGAAUGUACAAGAUGUAUAAAGUCAGGAAUAAAUAGUAAAAAAAAAUUAGGAACAGUAUUUUGGUGUCGGCAUCACUCAGAACUGCAAAAUGUUCAAUUGUAUUUCAGAGUGUGGUACUCCUUGAAACACGGGUCUCUGCACAGCGCCUUAUCUCAGUCUGCACACCUAAAAUGCAUGUAUGUUCUUCUCUUGGAGCGACGAGUUGUGUUAGCGCACACAUGAGAUCUUCUCUGCUUGCGGCUGCCUUGGGCAGAGGUCUGAGGCACUCUCUCGCAUAAGCGCAUUGCCGCAGAGAGCGAGAAUACCUCGUGAGUGGUGAUUAUAAACAAGCUAAGAGCAGCACCAAUCAAGAUAUAAAUCAACUUCCGUCGCCCCUACGAUAGCGUGCCGACAAAGAGAAAAAUCACGUUUCGCGCGCCUCCGUUGCAAUCACGUAGAGGAACUGAAACCGCAAAAGCGCGUUGCCGCUGAGAGCGAGAAUACCUCACGAGCGGCGAUUAUAAACAAGCUAAGAGCAGUGCCAAUCAAGAUAGAAAUCAACUUCCACUGUCUCUGCAAGAGAGUGCCGACAAAGAGAAAAAUGACGUUUCGCGCGCCUCCGUUGCGAUCACGCGGCGAAACCGAAACCGCAAAAGGGGUGUUGCCGCAGUCUGCCCGACGUGCUGAAGCUAGACAUCAGUUCUGUUUAUCUCCCCAAGAAGGUAGCACAAAUUUCAAACGCUUCUUGUAAGUCCUAAGAGGUGGCAGCACCUCCCAGUGAGCACGCAUCAUCAUUAUGGUGCGAAAUUUCAAACGUAGGAUCGAAACCGUACCCGUACGGCAAAGACCUUGUGGGACAGAAAACCGCCGCCGUACAUGUACGGCAAAAACCCUCAAAGGGUUAAAGUGUUUUGGUACGUCGAUGACUUUUUAGUUCUUUUAGAGGUACAAGGUGACCUUACAUCUCCUGAAAGUAUUUUAGAUGUUUUUAUACAGGUGGGGCAUGGUUUUAAUUUCACUCAUGUGUUGCCUAGCACUGAAGAUUUACAAUUCCUGGAUCUCAGGCUAAGGUAUCGCUCAGUCCACGUAUGCUGGGAGUACCUCCUGCGGGUUAAGACGGGUCUUUUGCCUUUUGACUCUGCCCAUUCAAAGGUAAUGAAAAGGGGCAUUGAGUUUCAAUGCUUCGAUGCUGCGCUCCGAAAGUCGUACCAGCAUACAAUGCAGCAUAGCCUUGAAAAUCGGAUUGGUCGCCUGUUGGCAGCGGGAUUUCCCGAGUUGCUUGUUGGUGCAGUGACCAAAUUUCUCCUGUAAAAGGUAAAGAACAGAGCCGGAACAGAAAGCGCGGAGACCCAGCGACGGACGGCGAGGCCCUUAGUAAUGCCUUAUAUGCAUAAGGUCUCGCACAACCUAAAGAAGGUCGCGAACAGGCAUAGUAUUCCUGUGGUCUUUACGGUUCCUAAUAAGCUUUUCAGGCUCUGCCCUUGGGUUUGCAUUGAUAGCAAGCGAGGUUGCAAAACCAGACAUGCACACCCCCAUGUAGGAUGUGCGACAGGAUUAGUAUAUUCAGUUCCCUUGAAGUGUGGAAAAGUGUACGUCGGCCAAACCGAACGGUGCAUCAAUGACCAGCUCAGGGAGCACGCGCUAAAAGUUAAGAAGAAAGAGGACAAAUAUGCACGUUUGAUUACCCAUAUCAUCGCGUGUGGUUGCGAGGCACUUUUUUCUGAGACUACUAUUUUAGGCAAGUCUGCAAACCACACAGCUCGAGCGGCUUUAGGAGCAUUCUAUAUCCACAAAAAUUCACCUAUCUGUGCAAGCGAAGCAUCUAUUCUUUUGCACAGUGCUGAACUGGACUUCUUGAAUUCUGCUAUCUAAAGCAGGCAGCAGUAUUGUUCACCGUUUUAGUUUAUCAUUUUCGCAUGGGAAAAGGGCGUGGCACUUGUGCGUGGCUCACUUUAUGAUAUCGGAGGGUGUGUUGAUUGGAAUAAACAGUUGAUAGUAGCGUUUGUCCGCGUCUUUCGUGUCCUCUUUAUGUGUAUGUGUAAUUUUUGUGCUGUAUUUGGAAUAUACAAUGUUAGACUAACUAGCCCAAAAGAGGGUCCUUCUGAAUGCUGCUUCUACUGGGCCGAUCUUGCCAAGCUAAAACGCUCAUAACACCCUGUAGAAUAUACAGACAGGCCUGCAUGAGGGGUAGCAGUAUUCGUCUGCGAGCAGAUAGGGAAAAAUUAAAACAAGCUUUUGCCAAGGAAGAAAUAAGCAGACAGAAAAGGACAAUUCAAGUAUUUUGUUUGUUUUGUAUUUCUAUCUUCUUUUUCUUUUUUUGGCGAAUGCUUGUUCUUAUAUGUUGUGUGCCUCUGUUGCCAGGCAUGUUUUCAUAGAAGACUCAUUUAAGCGAGUGGACCAUCACAAUGAGUCAACAGGAAAAGGGUGGCGUUAGUUUUUGUGGUUGGCCCGAUCCAUUGCUAUACAGUCCAACCCACUUAUAACGAUACAAGUGUUAACAGUCUAUCAGGUAUAACAAUGAGCAGCCGAUGCAGUGCCAACUUUUGUAUGUGUUUCUGUGAUAAAAUAAAACUAUUUACUACAAUACUCC